This is a messenger RNA of Penicillium bovifimosum, 636 nucleotides long. RefSeq lists its product as uncharacterized. The record is from RefSeq and is a predicted model, not a curated record. The transcript has a single exon. The coding region runs from base 1 to 636 and encodes 211 amino acids. Lineage: Eukaryota; Fungi; Ascomycota; Eurotiomycetes; Eurotiales; Aspergillaceae.
AUGUGCAUCACGGACGAUGGAUCUGGUGAAGAUUGGCCAAUCAGUCUCCAAUACCUCCAGGUCGGCGGGAGGCCUGAUAUACAAAAGAUGCCUUCUUUUAGGUGGCCUCAGAAUAUACGCAGAUUAGAUUUGUGUGGUUUGUCUCUCACAGCUGAAGUCUUGGAGAACAUCCUCAUCAAUGAGCAGCUCCACGCCACAAUAACACGUUUGUGCAUCCACAGUUCCAAUCGCGUCGCGGAACUUUGGGAUUCUGCAAUUCUGGGAGAACUAUUUAUGUUGGAUGCCCUUGAAAUACCCGUUGAUCUGUUUUACCGACUACUGCUUCAUCCUGCAUUUGACACCAGCGUUCUGCCUAUCCCAAUUCGUCAACUGGAUCUCCUUGCACCGUGCGACAUGGAAUUCGCGAUGAUCAUGGGGACGGAGAUUGUUCCUGAGGGCAUAUGCGGCGCUCUUGAACUGACCCUCUCUCUAGUGUGCAGUCUCGGUAUCAGCCGUGAUUGUCUUGGGAUUAUUCCCAAGUCAAAACAUGCCGAAAUCGACAAGUUGGUGUGGAAGAAUAUUGAUCGAUGCCCUGAGAUUGAACUUGAGACCAUUUUCGAAUUGGGCGUCUAUGUCAUUAAUCCGCCAGCAUGCUGA